AUCCGCUGACUGUACAUUUUGGACCAUUGAGGUUCGACCUGAGUUUGCCAUUGACAUGCUACUCCCACCUACCAAUCUACCACUGUGUUACAAGGUUCAAGGAAAGUAUUCACGACAGAACGCAAUUAUUUAGCCAUGAAGUGCCUACGAGGUUAUGCAGGCGCGCUCCUGUUAUUAGCAGCUGCAGCAUAUGCGGUCAUUCCGAUUCUCAGGGUACAAGAUGCCCCGAAUGCAAGUCAAGCUUUACUAUCUGGAGGUUCUAAGGUUCCUGUGGUACUAGGAGUUAUGAGCCGCUGUCCGGAUGCCAUCCUAUGCGAAUCAGUGUUUGAUGAUGUGGUAUCCAGGACUGGGGACAAGAUUGACCUCUCUCUCACGUUCAUCGGAAAAAUUAACUCAUCAGAACCAGAUUAUGGAGUGACGUGUAUGCAUGGACCCGCCGAAUGCGCAGGGAAUGUUCAGGAGUUAUGCGCAGUCAAAUACGAAGAGACACCUAGGUGGUGGAAGUUUAUUCAAUGUCAGAAUGCUCAGGGCCGAUAUAAAGUGGGGGAACCGGAGGUGGUGUUUCAAUGCGCAAAAGAGACCGGUAUUGAUUGGCAAAAUGGACCUACGGGAAAGUGUGCUGGAACGGACGGUCAGGGAAAGGGGGAGAAAGGCAUCAGGUUAUUGCAAGAGAGUGUGAAACAUACCGAGAGCUUGGGCAUUCAGAAGAGUUGUACGAUCGUCAUUGCAGGAAAGCCGGUAUGUAUCCAUGACGAAACAUGGAAAGAAUGCGAGGGCGGACAUACACAAGAUGACUUCGUGAGGCAGAUCGAGGAAGAAUAUGAGCGACACAACAGGAUUUGGCAGGAUGAUCUCGAGGACGGUUGGGUAUGGCUGUAGGAUAUUCGCCCAUAGUAGUAUGCAUGACAAAUAAGGAUAGAUUCCAUU
This is a messenger RNA of Somion occarium, 927 nucleotides long. The record is from the annotation of a GenBank genome assembly. NCBI's taxonomy places the organism in Eukaryota, Fungi, Basidiomycota, Agaricomycetes, Polyporales, Cerrenaceae.